This is a messenger RNA of Triticum urartu, 465 nucleotides long. Its product is annotated as zinc finger A20 and AN1 domain-containing stress-associated protein 9-like. The record is from RefSeq and is a predicted model, not a curated record. NCBI's taxonomy places the organism in Eukaryota, Viridiplantae, Streptophyta, Magnoliopsida, Poales, Poaceae. Gene Ontology annotation, molecular function: zinc ion binding; DNA binding.
AUGGCGCACGGGCAGGAGUCUUCGACGGAGGCCGCCGCCGGUGGGGGCUCGCCGCUCUGCGCGAACGGCUGCGGGUUCUACGGGAGCGCGGCGACCAAGAGCAUGUGCUCAAAGUGCUACCGCGACCACCUCAAGGCCGGAGAUGUGGCUGCCCCCGCCGUCGAGGGGAAGCUCACGUUUGACGACCUCAUCCUCGCCUUCAAGAAGUCGGUGAACCUGCAGGACUCUACCGCGGCACCGGCCGCGGAGGCGGCAGCGAAGAAGUCGGUGCCAAACAGGUGCAUGGCGUGCAAGAAGAAGGUCGGGCUGCUGGGAUUCGCGUGCCGCUGCGGUGGCACCUUCUGCUCGCUGCACCGCUACGUGGACGGGCACGCAUGCAGUUUCGACUACAAGAAGGUCGGCCGGGAGCAGAUCGCGCAGCAGAACCCUCUCGUCGCGCCGUCCAAGCUCCACAACAAGUUUUGA